CUCCAAAUCAGCCCCUGGCCUGGGAACCUCCAUGUGCUCUGGGUGUGGCCCUAAAAAGCCAAAAGAAAAAGGAGAAGAAGAGGAGCUUAAGGGGAGCUUGUUCACUCCUUUCAUCCAGAUGGCUACCAUUCGGUUGCUCUUCCUCCACCCGCAGUUCUGGGCUUCCCGCUGCUGAGUUUGCCUCCUCUCCAGAGUUCUCCGUGUGCAUUGCUUUUAUUUUUUUUAACCAUUUUUACAAUUUAAACAUUUUUUGACUGAGCCCAUGGCCUAUGGAAGUUCCAGUGCCGGGGAUCAAACCCCUGCCACCGCAGUGACCACGCUGGAUCCCGAACGCCCUGUGCCACCAGGGGGCACCACCAUCAGCGUUUUUAGAGCAGGGCUGCUUGUGGCCCGUUCUCUUCAUUUUCCUUUAUCCGAAAAUGUCUUUGACUUACUCUCCUUCCGCCGCUGGGGAGCCUGAGCCGAGGCCCUUUCCUUCAUCACAGGAAGAACGUCCUGCCUCUGAGGGGGGUCCCCAGGCCUCCGAGCUGUGCGCACGUGGAAAAUACGUACCCCGUUGGCCGGCUGCUUUGGCAGUGUUCCUGCUUUGUUGGUUUUGAGAUGUUUAGGGUCUAGCGUGGGCUUCGGGGAGUCUGUCCUGUGUGAGGUUGACUGAGCUGCUUGAAUGUGCAAGUUUACUUGUUUACUAAAUGUGGGGAGGGUUCAGCUGUUCUUUCUUCAAAGUUUUUCUUUCCGGUGUCACACUUUUUUUCUUUUUUCCUUCUGGACCCCAGUGCUGCGGAGGGCAGCUCUUUUGCGGGCCCUUCGUUCCCGAGGUUCCAUCCCGUGUGUUUUGCUCUCUUCCUUCUGUGCCGACUGGGGCGUCUGUGUUGGUCUGUCUUUGUUCUUACCACUCAGCUCUUCCUCACUCAUCACCAUCCUGCUACUGAGCCCCGCCAGCGGCUCUUUUCUUCUGUCAUUAUGGUUUCAGUUCUCCCAUCUCCCCUGGCUGUGCCUUCUGUUCCCGUGGCACCACCGCCAAGGAGGUCGAACGACAGCUGCCCGGAGGCCCCUGCCUCUCCAGUGGUCACCUGGGAGGGGCGUCUCUUCAUUAUUUUUCCCCUUGAGAAUGGGUCAGACUCUCCUGGUUCUUUGUUUCGUAGAUGAUUCUGGGUACCUUGAAUAUUGUGUUGUGAGACUUGGUCCUGUUUCCGUCUCCCGGAGGACGGAGCAUUCCGGUGCGGCAGGGCGGGUCCGGGCUGUGCUUCUGGGCCCGGCCGUGGGCGGGCAUGGCCCGAAGCAGUUCAGUCUUCCAGCGUGUGCAGGGGCCUUUGGAUCUGCCCCACAGGUGCCACCCAAGGCCAGUCUGAGAGGUGGGCGGUGGUUGACUGGAUGUCCGUCAACCUUUGGUUGCCGUUUGGGGUCAGGUCCCCGCGUGGACAGGUGAGGAGGGACCCAGGCCUUCGCACACGCUGGCUGCAGCCCUUUCUGACGGCUGCCCUCGCCACAGUCUCCCGCACGCUCGCUGGCACCCCGUUCCUCGUCCUCUGGCUGAGAGCCUGGUCUCUCGUGUGCCCUCUGCGCUGAGCCCCUCCGUUCCUGGUCUGCCCUGGGCCCAGCGUCAGAGGAAGGAGAGCAGGUCUCCUGAGCAGCCGGUGGACCCAUGUGGCUCCAGGUCCUCGGGGUUUAGGUGCCUGCCUGGCUGCCACCAGCACAAGGUCCCCGAGACUGGGCCUUGCCCAGGGGGCAGAGCCAGCAAGGACCAAACCACGCGGGACAGCGCUUCGGAGCAGAGACAGGACAUGUCUCCGACAGUGUUCUGGGCACUACCCGGAGUUCAGGUUGGGGACACAGAGGACAGGUGACAACGAGGAGUCUUACCUCCAGAGGCAUCUGCCCAGGGCCUGGCUCCUUCCCUGUCUCCCGCACGGGACCCCCGGGCUUUCAGGCCCUGCCGCCGCGGCUCCGUGGUUCUGCCUGGACUUAGCUCUUGCCCAGGCCACGGGGCGUGCUCCCUCUGUCCUCACGGGAGCACAGGCCCCACGUGGCGCUUUCCUUGCUGUCACUGUGUCGAAACGCAGGGAGAUCCCUGUGCAGACCCGUGCCCACCUUGUCGCCCCUGCAGGACCAGGGCCCUGGCGCAGGGUCGCGCCAAGGCCGCCUUCCUUCCGGCUGGGCCAUGGCCACCCCGGAUGUCAGCGUCCACAUGGAGGAGGUGGUGGUGGUGACAACGCCCGACACGGCGGUGGACGGCAGCGGCGUGGAGGAGGUGAAGACCGUGCUGGUCACCACCAACCUGGCCCCUCACGGGGGUGACCUGACGGAAGACAGCAUGGAGACGGAAAAUGCCGCCGCGGCCGCCGCCGCCGCCUUCACAGCCUCCUCGCAGCUCAAGGAGGCCGUGUUAGUGAAGAUGGCUGAAGAGGAGGAGAGCCUGGAGGCCGAGAUCGUGUACCCCAUCACCUGCGGGGACAGCAGGGCCAACCUCAUCUGGAGGAAGUUCGUGUGCCCCGGCAUCAACGUCAAGUGUGUUCAGUACGACGAGCACGUCAUCAGCCCGAAGGAGUUCGUGCACCUGGCGGGCAAGUCCACCCUCAAGGACUGGAAGAGGGCCAUUCGCAUGAACGGCAUCAUGCUCAGGAAGAUCAUGGACUCGGGCGAGCUGGACUUCUACCAGCACGACAGGGUUUGCUCCAACACCUGCCGCAGCACCAAGAUCGACCUCUCGGGGGCCCGCGCGUCCCUGGGCAGCCCCACGCCGGCCGAGUACAUCCCUCUCACACCCGCCACGGCUGACGUGAACGGGGCUCCUGCCACCAUCACCAUAGAGGCCUGCGAGGACCCUGGGGACUGGGCCACGGCCGUCGGAGAUGACACGUUUGCCUUCUGGCGGGGGCUCAAGGACGCCGGCCUGCUGGACGAGGUCGUACAGGAGUUCCACCAGGAGCUGGUGGAGACCAUGAAGGGCCUGCAGCAGCGGGUCCAGGACCCUCCCCUGCAGCUCCGAGACGCCGUGCUCCUGAACAACAUCGUGCAGAACUUCGGCAUGCUGGACCUGGUGAAGAAGGUGCUGGCCAGCCACAAGUGCCAGAUGGACCGCUCGCGGGAGCAGUAUGCCCGGGACCUGGCAGCCCUGGAGCAGCAGUGUGACGAGCACCGCCGCCGGGCCAAGGAGCUCAAGCACAAGUCUCAGCACCUCAGCAACGUGCUCAUGACGCUGACGCCCGUCUCCCUGCCGCCCCCCGUGAAGCGGCCCCGGCUGGCGAGGGCCACGUCCGGGCCGGCCGCCAUCGCCUCGCAGGUGCUCGCCCAGUCGGCCCAGAUCGCCCUGACGCCCGGCGUACCCGUCUCCCAGCUCGCCGGCGUGCCGCUGGGCAAGGUGGUGUCGGCCCUGCCCUCGCCCGUGCUGGGCAAGGCCGCCCCCCAGGCCGCCCCGGCCGGCUCCCCCGCCUCGCCGCUGCUUGGCGGCUACACGGUGCUGGCCUCCUCGGGCAGCGCCUUCCCCGGAGCUGUGGAGAUCCACCCGGACGCCUCCAGCCUCACGGUGCUGAGCACAGCGGCCGUGCAGGACGGCGGCACGGUGGUCAAGGUGGUCAGCCCGCUGCAGCUGCUCACCCUGCCCGGCCUGGGCCCCGCCCUGCAGAACGUGGCCCAGGUGUCGCCUGGGGGCAGCACCAUCGUGACAGUGCCCACGGGGGCCGUCGAGAGCGCCGUGGCCGCCCCGGGGCCCGAGGAACACGCGGCCACUGUUGAGGUGGCCGCCAUGGCAGAGGGUCACGGGCACAAGUAGCGGCUGGCGAGGGCGAGGCCCCUGGCGGGCACAGACCUGGCCGCCUCCCUCAGCCCAGGGCUGGCAGGAGCACGGCGCCGGCGCCCGGCGGGCCACGCGGGGCUGCCGAACCAAAGAGAGGAGGAGACGCCAAAACAGCCAAGCGGCGCGGCCUCCGAGUUCCGACCCCCGGCUUUCCUGGGAAAUCCAUUUUUCCAUCUGUCGCUUAUUCACCCUGUUUACACGUUGGGCCCGGGGCGGGAGCAAGGUGGGAGCCGAGGGGCCAGGUGCACGGGCGGCGGCGGCGGCGGCGGUGGAGGGGGAGGCCGUCACUCACACAAGACUUGGGGACCGUCCCCAAGUGUGGAAACCGUGGAUCCUAUGGAUUUGUUUCUUCCCACAGUUUUCUGUAGGUCUAGUGGGGCCAGCGCCGGCUCUCCCGCCCUGGGCCGGGCCUCGUGGUGCUGCAGGUCUGCAUGUGGCUCGGGGAGGCUGCAGGGCACCCGGGCUCGGGGUGCAGGCCCAGGGACACUCGCCUGGCCCGAGCCGCCGGCAGAGGCUCAGGGCCGUUGCACACGCUCUGUGGGUGUUUGAAGUGAACUCCUCAGUAGGCUUCUAGCAAGAGUCAGGUCUGUAGCGUUUUUCAGCCUAACGAUGCUGAGUGCCUAGGCUUCCCGAGCGGCCCUGGGUUUGAGUGCUCUGUACACAGGGACCAGGGGGCUUGGGUCCCGGCGGUGGCAGCGGCGGCGGCGGCAGGGCGGGGUGCUCAAGGAAAGAGCGGGCAGGGCCGCGGAGGGUUCGUGCCUCAGGUCGGGGCCAUGAGCCUGUGCUCCGUGUGCCGGGGGACCCGCCCGGUGGUGGGCUGACCCCGCUGGCUGAGGCCGGUGUCCGGGCGCUCGUGGGAAGACUGUCUGCGGCCGGGUAUCUGCACUCGCCGUCUUGGACUCAGGAGGACCAGGGAGGGGCCUCGAGCUGCUGCAUUGGGGGUCCCCAGGGCCACCCCUUGUCUCCUGCGCAUCUGUCACCUGCGGAGACCCAGAGAGAAGCCACUGCCUGCUUGGCACUUUGGAGGGACCCGGGCCACAUCCGUCCGUCUGUCCGUCCUGUCCGUCAGGCACCCCAGCCCCACGCCAGCACAAGGCUGUUUCUGUUGUGUCUGCUCGGCCGUCAUUGCGGGAACACUGGCUUCAGUGCGACGUCAUUUUGUCACGUGCUCCUCCCGGCUGACCAACGCGGGCGCUGUGAGCUGUUGGCUUCGCCCGGACCAGCCGGGUCCCUCGUGAAACCGGGAGCCUUUGCCCGAUCAGGCCUGCUGUGUCCUCAAAAGCCGCUGCCGCCCGCGGGCCCCGUGCCUCCAGGAGGGGAGUUCCAUUCAGAGCCAUGGAGACAAGUCCACAGCCGGCUUCCUGGUGGACUCCCAGGCUCACCGCCCCUCCGCCCGCGGUGGCCGUGCCCAGUGCUCCGGAGCUGCUCCCAUGGCACCGGUGCCUGGCAGUCUGAGCCCCGGCAUAUGGGGAGGGCCGGUUCCCCUCUUGGAGGAAAGCUCCCCCCAACCGCUGGGCCACCCAGGCUCGGGUUUCAGGGAGGCAGGCCUGGGUCUGUGGGGCUCAGGGCAGCGUGGGAAGGGGAAGGCCCUAAGUUCUACUUUGUAUGUUGUUUCGCAAGUAUCUGCUUGGUACUUUGAUUUAAAAUAAAAGCAUUUUUCAUA
Molecule: messenger RNA, 5456 nt
Organism: Sus scrofa (pig)
Lineage: Eukaryota; Metazoa; Chordata; Mammalia; Artiodactyla; Suidae
Source: RefSeq, a predicted model, not a curated record